CCUGAGAUAAGCCAUUACCGUAUAACCUUCGGCUCUCAUUAGUUACACAACAAAAACAUUAAAAAACGGUGAACAAUUGUUUAUUCUCAGUGUAAAAAAGCCCGACAAAUCAUCCCCAAGUCCUCAAUAAUUAUUCAAAGUGAUUCCACUUCGAUGACACGGUGAUAAUAAUUCACAAUUAACAAAAAACCAAUGUGAGAGAAUGAGGUUCUGUUUGUGGAUCUAAUUCAUAAAACAGAAAGCGCGAAUAAUUCCGGAAUUAUCAGUUGAUUGAUCAAGAAGAAAAUAAUUGUCAACCAUGUUACGUUACGGUGGAAUUCUCACUCGCAACUCCUUCUUCAAUACGAACAUCUCAUUAAAAAUAAAACAUUUCCCACGUGAGUUGUCAACACCGACCGAAAUUCUCAUCUCAUCACCAUCAAAAAUCCAAUGCAGUCAAAAUUUCCAUACGAAUCUUUGGCGACUAUCUCCAGUAGCUUCGAAAGACACUGAAGACGUUCGCAAAUUAAAAAUUCAAAAUCUCUUCAACGACAACGAACUCCAAGAAUCAAUUAAAAAUGAUGCAAUCAAAAAUAAUAAAUUAUCUAAGACAUCGGGAGUGAAUGAUGCUCCAUCACCUCGAACUGUUCACCACGUGCGUUUGAAGGACAAAUAUAGUAUCGCAGAUAUCGAGAGAAUGUACAAACACCCAAAGGCGAAGAUCCAUGAAAUCUAUCAGACAGUGGGGAAUCAGGUGCCGAAGACCUGCGUGAAUUAUGAAUUCCAGAAGGCAGGCAAGAACAUUGACAAAUGGUGCUGCACAGUUAGUGUCACAUGGCCCGAGGAAUUAUUAUUUUCAGCUAUUGCAAACACAAAACUUUUGGCUGCUCAUUCAGCUUCAUUGAAACUUCUACACCACCUCGAGAAUGAAAAAAAACUGCGAGAUGGAAAACCGAUAGUUUUCAGUGGCAUCGAUAUAAAGGAGCAAGCGAAUAAGCCAGUGCCAUUAAAUAUAACGACAGAGUCUCUCGAAGAAGUGAAAUUCAUUGUGGGAAAAUAUGAAACUGACAUACGGGAUCUGCUAUCGAAAUUUGAGGCAGAGGCUCAUGCAAACUCAGCAUCUUCAAGACAUUAUGAGUCUUGCUUUCAAACUGGAGCAGUCAUAGAUCCGGUGGGCAAGUCGAAUCCUGUGAACCGAUUGCAAGCAAAAAUUGUAGAUCGGAAUAGAGUCCUUCAAGCGCGUUAUGAGGAUCGAAUUUUGCGUAGUCCUCCCUCGGACCUUCCAAUCACCGAUUAUCGAGACCAAAUAAUUGAUACCAUUGAGAGUAAUCAGGUUGUCCUGAUCAAGGGUGAUACUGGUUGCGGUAAAACCACGCAAGUUCCCCAAUACAUCAUGGACCACUUCGCGAAAAAAUCACAAGCCACAAACUGCAACAUUCUUGUUGCUCAACCCCGUCGAAUAUCAGCAAUCUCUCUCGCAGAACGUAUCGCAGAUGAGCGAAAAGAGCAAGUGGGUGAUGUGGUUGGAUUCCAAGUGCGACUAAGCCAAGAGCUGCCCAAUACACCAGCUGGAAUUCUUUUUUGCACAACAGGAAUUCUCCUCCGUAAGCUCCAAUUCAAUCCAAAGCUGGAGGGCUGCUCCCACGUCAUCGUAGAUGAGGCGCACGAACGAACAAUCAAUACAGACAUGUUACUGGCACUUCUGAAACGUGCUGUGGUCAUCAACAAAGACCUCAAGGUGAUAAUCAUGUCUGCGACAAUAAAUGCCGAGUUAUUCCAGAAUUAUUUCAACUGUAAAGUGAUAGAAGUUCCAGGACGAGUCUAUCCAGUUGAGGCUCAUUACUUAGAGGACAUCGACAGUCUAGGAUUACAAACGCAAAAUUCUUACAGCGGAAUGCUCUUCGAUGACAGACGACCGAUAACCACAGACGUCCUGCAGGAUACCCCAAAUAUUGAUUUGGUUAAAAUGGGAGAGCUCAUCGUUUGGAUAACGAAGAACAAGCCACCAGGUGCUAUUCUGUGUUUUUUACCUGGUUGGGCAGAGAUAUCACAAAUGCGAAAGUACCUGGAAGAAUACAGUGUUCUCUCGAGACGAAAGGAUGACGUUAUGAUCGUUCCACUUCACUCAAAGAUGGCUCAUUACGACCAGAGGAAAAUCUUCGACACGCCGCCACCCCACGUGCGAAAAAUCGUUCUAGCUACUGACAUUGCUGAGACUGGAAUAACAGUUACUGAUGUUGUCUACGUCGUUGAUUCCUGUACCCACAGACAAUUGCAGUGGCACGAGAAACUAGGAAUAUCAUCAAUCAAAAAUCAAUGGGCAUCCCAAGCAAACAUUAACCAACGAAAAGGAAGAGCUGGAAGAGUUCAACCUGGAGUUAGCUACCACUUUGUCACGAGGGAGAUGUUUAACAAUUUGCUGCCACAUCCAAUACCGGAAAUAAAGCGCUCCUCUCUGGAGAAGACUGUUCUUGAUGGAAAGACUUACAGCAGUAAUGAAAAAGCUCUUGAAUUUUUUGGAAGUGUACCAGAGCCACCAGCACCUGUGGUAAUUGAACAAGCGGUGAGGGAUCUCGUUGAGCUCGGGGCCCUCGAUCACCAGGAGAAUUUAACACCUCUGGGAAAACGAAUUGCCUUCUUCACAGUGCAGCCUAGAUUGAGCAAAGCUCUGCUGUACUCUUCGAUAUUCAAUUGUGUAUCACCCAUGCUGACGAUAUCAGCUGCAAUGGCAGCAGAGAGCGACAUUUUCACUGGAGUUUUACAGAAUAAACAAGCUGUGAGAGAUGUCAAGAAACAGUAUCACCCGACAAGUGACCACACUAGUCUCGUUUGGCUCUAUCAGCAGUGGCUGUCUUAUGCCAAUGCUGGUAAAUUCCAGGCUCGUGAUUUUUGUUUCAAAUCAAGACUCUAUCCUGAGAGAAUGUACACAUUGAACAAAGUAAGAGAACUGUAUGGGGAGCAUCUUCUGCAUGCAAAGAUGAUCGAUUGCCCGAAGGAGUACCAUAAUCUCAAUGAAAAUGCUAAUGAGUAUGCAGAACUUGAUGAGAUGGUGAGAGGUGUUUUGCUGUCUGGAGUUGAUCAAGUUAUUUACCAGAGGGACUUUGAAAUCAGAAAUGGACUGCUGAAGAAGGGGAGCUCGACUUUUGUAACUGAAAAUGGAACAAGGGUUUCUAUCACUCCGGAUAGUGUGAAUUUCAAAAGGAAAAAGUGGCCUAGUCCGUAUUUAACGUAUGUCAGGAGCACUCACAGCGAGGAAAGGAGGAUGAGUUUGGUGAGGGAAUGUAGUAUGGUAUCACCUUUGACUGUUUUUCUCUUCAGUCAGGCACAAGUUCUGGGAUAUGUCCACAAGGCUUCCACUGGUGAGGACGACGUCAACUCAAGCAAUCAGAUUCUCUUUAUGAUGAAGGAUCGAAAAAAUAUCAGGCUACUCUGUAAUAAAGAAACUGCCACGAUGUUAUUAAAAUUUCGAGACAUAAUGUGGGGAAUUGUACGUUACAUGGUUGCUAAUCAGGGAUUGCCUGUCGAUGAUCAGACUACCUACGAUCGAAUUCAGGACUACAAACAGCAGCUUCUUCAGGUAUUGGGAAAAAUGCUCAGUGAAUCAGCGAAUUCGAUAGACGAGCCUGAGCCCAACACCGAUACUCGAUCUCAGGGAACCGACUGGAGCGAUGAGGAGUAAUUCUUGUAAAUCGUGUACAAUUUAUUGAUAAUUAUAAAAUAUAGAAAUAAUGAUAUUGGUAAACAAUCGCUUUUUU
Molecule: messenger RNA, 3734 nt
Organism: Fopius arisanus
Lineage: Eukaryota; Metazoa; Arthropoda; Insecta; Hymenoptera; Braconidae
Product: putative ATP-dependent RNA helicase DHX30
Exons: 1
Coding region: 299-3658 (1119 amino acids)
Cellular component (GO): nucleus; intracellular anatomical structure
Molecular function (GO): RNA binding; ATP binding; helicase activity
Source: RefSeq, a predicted model, not a curated record